Salvelinus sp. IW2-2015 is the source of this 964-nucleotide messenger RNA. Lineage: Eukaryota; Metazoa; Chordata; Actinopteri; Salmoniformes; Salmonidae. The record is from RefSeq and is a predicted model, not a curated record.
GGCCACGGGGCUGAGCGGUCCUCUACUCGUCUCUGCCACCCAAGCUGGAGGUGCCCAGUGAGGAGUGGCACUGCCUCCAUAAGAGAGGACUGGCUCAUAUGCCCACCCUGGUCCAGUUCCUCAACUCACUGGAGUUCUGCAAUGCAGUCAUUCAGGUGGCUCACCCCAGCAUCAGGGACAGCUGGUCAGCUAACAUCUACAAUGGCUUUUUCUGCUGCCUGUGUUGGCACCGGCCCUCCACAAGCUGACCCUGGAGGAGGUGAUGACUACCACGGCCUAUCUUGGACCUGUUCGUGCGGUCGGUGUCAGAGCCGGUCCCUGCUGCAGACCUUCCUCUCCUUCAUCCUCCUCCACCGCCACGAGAACGUCCACAUCCUGGACACGCUGGUCAGCCGCAUCAACACACACCUUCCAGCUGGGUACUGUGUCUCUGGCGCUGUUCCAGACUCUCAUUGGACUGUACUGUGAGGAUGUGAUGCUGCAGCUCAUCUUGAGGUACCUGAUCCCCUGUAAUCACAUGAUGCUGAGCAGAGACGGUGGUGAAGGAGAGAGAUUCUACUCUGUGUCGGCCGCUAAGAUCCUGGCGCUCACACCCUCCUGCUGCUCCCCCGAACACAGCCCCCCCCCCUCAGACAGCUGGACUCCAUCCUCUGGGCCAUUUGUCAGUGUUCUGUUGUCACGUCUGGAGAACAUGCUGGAUAACUCUCUCCAUGUCAACCUCCUGCUGACUGGUAUACUGGCCCAGCUGGCUGCCUACCCCCAGCCCCUGCUGCAAUCCUUCCUCCUCAACACCAACAUGGUGUUCCAGCCCAGCGUGCGCUCACUCUAUCAGGUACUAGCCUCCCUUAAGAACCAGAUAGAGCAGCAGGCCUCGACCAAGAAGAACUUCCCAGAGCUGAUCACCUCCGCCCAGCACUGCCUCCUGGCCAGGGAAAGUUCACUCAAGGGUCAAGGUGAGACUUGA